CAUGCCAUAUGCAGAUAUGCGUGCAUCGUGCAUGUAGCUGGCCUACGUGCGUGCCGGUGGAAGAGUGUUCGCCUCCGAUUCAGAACUGGAUUAAAAUAAAAUUUGGGAGUUGUUACAACCGUUUUAUUUACACGUUCAGGUCACUGAAAGCCACAUAACCCCACCAAGAUGUCUGCGAAGUCCUACACCGUGAAGUGCGAGUCGACCUCCCCGUGCGAAGGCCAGAAACCCGGCACGAGCGGACUCCGGAAACAUGUCACCGUCUUCCAGUCGUGGCGGUACACGGCCAACUUCGUGCAGAGCAUUUUGUCGGCGAUAGACGGCGCGACCCGCGAGGGAUGUACGCUGUUGUUGGGCGGAGACGGCAGGUUUUACAUGAAGACAGCUGUGCAGAUUAUAAUCCAGAUCGCCGCGGCUAAUGGGAUUGGCAAGCUUGUGAUUGGUCAGAAUGGGAUACUGUCGACGCCGGCGAUGUCUUGCUUGAUCAGGAAGCGGCAGGCAGCUGGGGGCAUCAUCCUGACAGCUAGUCAUAACCCAGGAGGUCCUGAUGGUGACUUUGGGAUCAAAUUCAACAUAUCCAAUGGAGGACCUGCUCCAGCCAAUGUAACUGACGCCAUCUACGAGUUAACCAAGACAAUCUCCACCAUCAAGCACUGCCCUGAUCUGAAUGUGGAUGUUACCUCUCUUGGCACUCAACAGUUUGACAUUGAAGGCCGACAAUUCACCAUUGAGGUUGUCGACUCUGUGGAAGACUAUCUCACCCUCAUGCAAGAAAUCUUUGACUUUGAGGCCUUGAGGAAACUGUUGAGUGGAUCCCUGAAAGUCGUUGUGAAUUCCAUGCAUGGAGUUGUUGGGCCCUACGCCAAGCGCAUCGUUUGCCAAGAGCUCGGGGCACCAGCAGAGUCAUGCGUGAACUGUGACCCCAAGGAAGACUUUGGGGGUCACCAUCCUGACCCCAACCUGACCUACGCGGCUGACCUGGUGACCUUGAUGAAGAAAGGCAUCCACAGCCUGGGAGCUGCCUUUGAUGGGGACGGGGACCGCAACAUGAUUCUGGGCAAGAAUGGCUUCUUUGUGACUCCCAGUGAUCUGAUUGCCGUCAUUGCCGCCAACGCCAAGUGCAUCCCCUACUUCAAGAAGACUGGCGUGAAGGGCCUGGCACGCAGCAUGCCCACCAGCGGUGCUCUGGACAGGGUAGCCAAGGCCGAUGGUUUGGAGUUCUUCGAGGUCCCGACCGGCUGGAAGUUUUUCGGCAACCUCAUGGACGCCGACCGGCUCUCACUGUGCGGUGAAGAAAGCUUUGGUACGGGCAGCGAUCACAUCAGGGAGAAGGACGGACUGUGGGCGGUGCUUGCCUGGCUGUCAAUCAUGGCUGCCCGGCAACUGAGCGUGGAGGAGAUCCUCAUGGAUCACUGGACGAAAUAUGGCCGCAACUUUUUCACAAGGUACGACUACGAGAACGUCGACAGUGAACCAGCUCAGCAGAUGAUGGCCAAUCUACGCAGUCUUGUGGAUGCAGACAAAGUAGCGACGUUUAUAGGCCGCGAGUUCGCAGAGGGGGACAAGACGUACAAAGUUGCCAAGGCGGACGACUUUGAGUACACUGAUCCAAUUGACAGCUCUGUGUCCAAGAAGCAGGGGAUCCGUAUCAUCUUUGAAGACGGCUCGCGCAUCAUCUUCAGGCUGAGCGGUACCGGCAGCUCCGGUGCCACCAUCCGCAUGUACAUCGAUAGCUACGAGUCCGACAAGUCCAAAUACUCGCUGGACGCACAGGUGGUCCUGCGGCCGCUGGUCAAGAUUGCCCUGGGUAUAUCUCAGCUGCAAGAGCUGACGGGCCGGCAAGAACCGACCGUUAUCACAUAAAAUGCUAAAUUGCUUCAGAUUGCCCAUUGUGGUUUGUGGGACAAGUGAUACAUGACUUCAUAAGCAUAGAUCUCACAACUCGGAAUGCUACUCAACUCAAUAUUUAACUGGGAGCUCAUAACCUACAGAUCCCAUAGGUAAAAGCCAAAAUGAUUCUUUGUUUACAUACAUGCUUUUUCUAAAGUGAGCCAGGUUGGAUGAAAACCAUCAAGCUCCCAUAUUAGAGUGCACAUGUAAACAAAGGGUGAUGUCAUUAUUUCUCGGGACUAUUUUGCUAUGGCUUGCGCGAGGUUCCCCAAUUUGGGGAACUAUGAGUGAGCAUGCAUGCUCGAGUUCCAGUUGAGCAAACAUAGUGAUCACAGAGAGACAAAAAGGUUCGAACAGGAAGGCACAAUUUCUUUGUACAUUCUAUCGUAUCGGGUGUCUCUAUAUGAGAAUGAAUAUCAAAUAUUCAUGUUUUAAGCAAAUAGAGAGGUGGAAGCAAUUUUUUUUUUUUUUAGCCACAUAGCUUGGCUUGGCAGAAAUACAAAGCUCGAAAUAUUGAAUGUGCAUGAUCUAUUAUUUAUGUUAACGCUUUCUGCAUGGGAUACAGUUUAAGUUAUGAGAGUUUGCUGUUGUAGCAAAAAUGGAAAUUGUGUUACGGAUAGAUUAGAGUGACAUUUCUUUAUUGAAACCUCUAGAAAGAUUUUGUAUGUUAACAAUUGACGUGAAUAGACUGUCACUUAUGGUGCAUGGGCGUUCAGCAAAUUUUUUUUCUAAAUUAGAAAGUACUAAGCUUAAGGCAACCUGUUUAAAAAGGUACCUGGCCACCUACAGCACCAUGGGCCAGUUUAGCAUCUGCU
This is a messenger RNA of Patiria miniata (bat star), 2705 nucleotides long. RefSeq names its product phosphoglucomutase-1-like. Gene Ontology annotation, biological process: carbohydrate metabolic process. Gene Ontology annotation, cellular component: cytosol. The transcript has 9 exons. Gene Ontology annotation, molecular function: phosphoglucomutase activity; magnesium ion binding. The record is from RefSeq and is a predicted model, not a curated record. Lineage: Eukaryota; Metazoa; Echinodermata; Asteroidea; Valvatida; Asterinidae. The coding region runs from base 169 to 1863 and encodes 564 amino acids.